AUGGAACUUAUCAAGUUGUUUUCUGUUUCUUGCUUUUUGUCGUCCGUUCUUGCACUUGGUCAAGCUCCGAUCAUUUCUUUCGAUGAUGGACCUCUCCAACUUGCUGGAGGCGGCACUCAAGCGACUCUUGUUCUUGCAACAGGCGAUUGGAAAGGCGUUUUGAGAGCUGGAGCAGAUCUAUCCGCUGACUUUGGUCGAGUGACUGGGAAGAAUCUUACGGUCAAGAUUACUGAAAUCACCACAUCAGACACCUCUCCAUCAACUGGUCCAGUGAUUAUAGCUGGUACCAUCGGGAAAUCCAAACUCAUUGACUCAUUGAUAUCAACUGGGAAGAUCGACGUAUCAAAAAUACGAGGACAAUGGGAAUCUUUCCAGACACAAAUUGUUGCCAAUCCGCUCUCCGGGCUUGCUUCUGCCUUGGUAAUUGUGGGGAGUGACAAGCGUGGAAGCAUCUACGGAAUUUAUGAUGUCUCUGAACAGAUUGGAGUAUCACCUUGGUACUGGUUUGCUGAUGUUGCUUCGAUUUCUCGGGCGAAAAUAUUUGCUCUUGGUACACCCAAAGUACAAGGCCCGCCGAGCAUCAAAUAUCGCGGCAUUUUCUUGAACGAUGAGCAGCCAGCUUUAACGAAUUGGGUCAAGGAGAAAUACGGCGGUUACAACUCUAAGUUCUACGUCAACGUUUUCGAAUUGCUUCUUCGUCUGCGAGCAAAUUAUCUUUGGCCAACGAUGUGGGAUAGCAUGUUCAAUGUGGAUGAUACUAAGAAUGGACCGCUGGCUGAUGAGUACGGUAUAGUUAUGGGGACGAGUCACACCGAACCCUUGACUCGAUCGUCCAAGGAGCAAAGCAAUUAUAUGAGUGGGAAUUGGGAUUGGGCCAGCAACAAACAGAACGUCAUCAAAUUUCUAACAGAGGGGGCGAAGAGAUCGAAGCCCUAUGAAGUUUUGUAUACAAUGGGAAUGCGAGGAAACGCCGAUACUGCUUCUCCUACUCUCACAGCUGCGUCUUUGAGCGAUGUGAUCAAAUCUCAACAAGCAAUUCUCUCGUCAAAUAUCAAUACAAACUUAUCUGCCAUACCUCAGAUGUGGUGUCUCUACAAGGAAGUCGGUGGAUAUUACCAAGAUGGGUUGAAAGCUCCAGAUGACAUUACUUUACUUUGGUCUGACGAUAAUAAUGGCAACAUGCAAAGAUUGCCACUUCCUAGUGAAGUCAAUCGACAAGCCGGUGCCGGUGUAUAUUACCAUUUCGACUAUGUUGGCGAUCCUCGCAAUUACAAGUGGAUCAACACGAUCUCGUUAGAGAAAACCUGGGAGCAAAUGCAUCUCACCUACGAGCGAGGUGCAAGACAGAUAUGGAUCGUUAACGUCGGCGAUUUGAAACCACUUGAAAUCCCAAUCAACCACUUCCUAGACAUGGCCUAUGAUAUGUCACAGUACGGGGAACCCAAAAGCACCCAAACUUGGCUUUCCAAAUGGGCAACCCGAGAAUUUGGAUCUGCAGUAUCUGAUGCCACAGCUUCAGUGGUGGAUCGCUACGGCAUGUAUGCGAAUCGUCGUAAAUACGAGCUUCUUGACGCCUCAAUCUACAGCGUCGUAAAUUACAACGAAGCAGACACCGUUCUAUCACAAUGGAAAACUUUAGCUUCAGAUGCACAAGCAGUUUACGACUCCCUGCCCUCGGCCUUCCAGCCUUCGUUCUUUGAAAUGGUACUUCAUCCAUGCAAAGCAGGAUAUAUCCUCCAUCAGCUCUAUGUUGCGACAGCGAAGAACAAUCUGUGGGCUGGUCAAGGACGAGUAAACGCUGCUGAUCAGGGCAGAAUUGCUGUUAGUGCAUAUGCCGCGGAUUCAGCUCUUGCGAGCACAUAUCAUAAACUGCUGGGUGGGAAGUGGAAUCACAUGAUGGAUCAAACUCAUAUUGGAUAUACUACCUGGCAACAACCGGCAUCAAAUAGUCUCCCGUCAUUAAAAUGGCCAGCAGCUAGUACAUCAAAACCACCAGGAGUAGCUAUCGAAGGUGGAAAUAGUAAACUCGAACUCCCAUCCUUGAACCGCUACGCAAAGAAUCGAUGGAUAGACAUCUAUUCCACAAGCAACAGCACCGCAACCUUCAAAGUUGAAAGCGACACUUGGAUCAUCGCCACCCCCUCGUCCGGAACUCUCAAGGCCCCAGGUGACACAUCAGACCAACGCGUCUUAAUCACCAUCGAUUGGGAAAAAGCGCCCACAGGAGCCACAACCCCCAAAAUCAAAAUCACAGCCGGAACAACGGUCUCAACAAUCUCCCUCCCCAUCGACUCCACCCAAGUCCCCUCAACCUUCCACGGCCACAUCGAAUCCGAUAAAACAAUCGCCAUAGAACCAGAACACUACACCACAUCCACCUCAAGCAGCACCGCAUCCUACAUGACAAUUCCCAUGUACGGCCGCACCCUUUCUGGUCUCACCCUCUCCCCUCUCUCCAUCUCCACCCAAACACCCCCUCCUCCCCCGUCUCACCUACAACAUCUACAUCUUCACGCCGGGCACAGCAACGAUAACCAUCCACCUCUCGCCCUCCCUAAACACCGAUACCUCCCGUCCCCUCGCGUACGCCAUCGCCAUCGACGACGCCGCCCCGACCAAGGUACAGUACGUGCCGGUCACGAAAUUGGGCACGCUGCCGAGCACGUGGAGCGAGAGCACGAAGAAUGCGGGGGCGAAGAGUAG
This is a messenger RNA of Glarea lozoyensis ATCC 20868, 2703 nucleotides long. RefSeq lists its product as uncharacterized. The coding region runs from base 1 to 2703 and encodes 900 amino acids. The record is from RefSeq and is a predicted model, not a curated record. The transcript has 3 exons. Lineage: Eukaryota; Fungi; Ascomycota; Leotiomycetes; Helotiales; Helotiaceae.